AUGCCCUCGCACUUCCUCUCGCUUACCGCAUUCGUGCGGGCUUGUUUGUCGAGGCCGCACCCACACCCGCCUGGCGCUGCGCUCUUCCCGUCCGCCUCUACGCCGGCAACCGCAAGGCUUCCGCGAGGGGAGAGCGAUCGCGGGCCGCGGUCGAAUGAGGGGGAGGCGGCGGAUGCGCAACGCCAGGCGGCGGAGCAACGCCUUCCGCCGUCCGUCAGCACUGGCGGCAAAGCGAAGCAACGGAGCGGGCCCUUGAACCGGGUAACGUCCGCGCUGCGCCCCAUGUCCGCCAUGUACCCCCGGCGCAAGCCGCCGGGCCCGGGGGUGCGCUUCGACGACGAUCGCGACGUCCCCUCGCCGAGAGCCGACGGCAGCAACAGCUUACCGAGGGCGAGCGCCGCCGUCGACGCGCAGCCUGACGACGGGAGGGCGCUGACGGGCGGGCAGAAGAAACCGGGGGAGGAAGGCGGAUUGCAAGGGGAGGGCGGUGUGGGGAAGGUGGGGUCGGGGCGGAGCAAGUGGCAGAUGGUGCGGCGGUCGCUGAAAGACAUCAAAGAGGUGGAGCGCGAGCUCAAGGACAUGGCGGACACUGCGCGCGGAGGGGCGGCGGCGGACGACGAGGGCGCGAGUGAGGGCGCGGACGACGACGACCUGGAGCGGCUCGCCAAGGACCUCGAAGCGCUGCGCGCCGAGCGCAAGGCGCGGCAGCAGCAGCAGAAGCAGCAGCGCGCGACGAACCCGAUAGGCAACGCAGGCGGACCGCUGCAGUCGGCGGUGCACGUGGACAUGCCGGGCGGCGUGCGGCAGCGCAAGAUGGUGCGGCAGAGUGUGAUCAUGUGCAUGGACCCCAUGUGCAACCGCUGCCCGCCCGAGAUGCACCUCCACAUGCGCAAAAUGAUGGCCGCCGCCGCGCCCGGCGCCAGCGCGGCGGUGACGCCGGUGGCGAAGGACUACUCGGCGAUGGACUGGAUGCUUGACGACGACGGGGAUGAGGACGGCGACGGCGAGGAGGAGCUGCUCGUCACGCUGCGCUGCUGCGGCCUCCGAUUCACCUACCGCCGGCGGCGCUUCCUGCUGCGGCGGUUCUUGGCGGAGCUGUGGCCGCCGCCGCUGCUGCAUCCGCACAGCUACUACGUGAAGCUGUGGGUGAAGCUGCAGUUCGGCAUGAUGCUCGCCGCCUUCCUGCUCGACCCCUUGUUCCUCCUCGUCCUCUCCGUCUCCCAGGAGGGCAACAUUAGGAACUCGAGUGGCGAGUCGGUGAAGCUGGGCGACCUGGUGGUGGACGGCCGCGCCAUCUUCGUCAACUACCUCAGAACGCUCUUCCUCGCCGACCUCCUCGCCCUCAUCCCCCUCCCCCAGAUAAUCACGGUGGCGGUGCUGCCGCUCUCGCCGGACAUCAAUGUGUCGCAGACGUGGCAGGUGGCGGUGCGCAUCAGCGUGCUGCUGCAGUUCGUGCCGCGCCUCGCGCGCAUGUACCCCAUGCUCUCGGGGCAGGGCAGCCACUCGGUGCUCUUUGAGACGGCGUGGGCGUCCUUCCUGCUGAACCUCGUUGCCUUCUUCAUGGGCUCCAACGUGGUGGGCACGCUGUGGUACCUGCUCACCAUGCAGCGCACCGCCACCUGCCUCGUCAACUCCUGCCUGCCCGACUCCUCACCGCCCUGCAACCAGUCCUUCCUCAGCUGCCCGGGGGAGGGUACACCGGGGUACAGCGGCUGGCUGGCGGGCAGCAGCGACAUGUACAACACGUGUCUGAGCAGCAGCGGCAUCAGCAGCGACUUCUACGGCAUGUACACAACGGGUGUGCGCGUCGUGCAGCUCGGCUCCUUCUUCUCCACCUGGCUCUACUCCCUCAUGUGGGGCUUCCAGCAAAUCAGCACGCUAGCGGGCAAUCUGGUGCCCACCACGGAGGUGGGCGAGGUGGUCUUCAUGCUGCUUAUCGUCGCGCUCGGGCUCUUCCUGUUUGCCUUCCUCAUUGGCAACAUGCAGAACUUCCUGCAGUCCCUCAGCCGUCGGUCGUUUGAGCACCGGCUGCACCUGAGGGACUUGGAGCAGUGGAUGUCGCAGCGAGACAUCCCCCGCGACCUGCAGAGGCGGGUGCGGGAGCUGGAGCGGUACGUGUGGACGGUGAACCAGGGCGUGGACGAGGAGGAGGUCAUGACGUCACUCUCCGAGGACAUCCAGAGGGACGUGCGCCGCCACCUCUCCUACGAGCUCAUCACCAAGCACUGUGUGCUGCUCAAGGGCAUGCCGGAGCAGGUGCUGGACGCCAUCUGCGAGCGCCUCAAGCAGCGCCUCUACAUCGACGGCACCGUCGUGCUGCGCGAGGGCUCGCCCGUGUCGCGCAUGUUCUUCGUGCUGCGUGGCACGCUGCAGAGCUCCACCACCAACCGCGGCCGCACCGGGUUCUACGAGGAGGUGCUGCUGGGGAAGGGCGACUUCGUGGGCGAGGAGCUGCUCGUCUACUUCAUUGAGAAGUAUGCCGAGGUGUCCAAGAAACAAAGCAGCCGCCGCUCCCUCCGCCGCGAUGUGAAGGUGGGGUCGGCGGUGAUGCCGGAGAUGCUGCCCAAGUCGGAGCGCACCUUCUGCUGCAUUGGCCCCGUGGAGGGCUUCUCUCUGGAGGCGGCGGACAUUGACUUCGUGUGCACGCAGUUCUUCACCGUCAUGCAGUCCGACCAAGUGCAACACGCCCUCAACCUGUGCUCGUUGAACCGGCGCAUGCGGGCAGCCACGACCAUCCAGGUGUGGUACCGGUCGGUGCUGCGGCGGCGCCUGAAGCUGCCCAUCGAUGUCAUGCGCCAGGCCAUCCGCACCAAGCGCAUCGGAAACCUCCUGCGCUCCCUGCGCGCCCAGGCCUCCUCCACUGAGGCCGGCUCCGGCACGCAUCCCCGCGGGGGGGACGGCUCCGUGGGAAAAGGCUCGGGCAGCGAGCACGGGUCGGCGGAGCACGGGCCUGGCAGGGGCAAGCAGGCGAGCCCAGACAAGAGGAGCGGCAGUGGCAAGGGGGGAGGGCGGGUGGUGUUUGAGCCCAAGGAUAAGGAGAAGGGGAGUGCGAAACGGGGUAAGGUUUACCGCGCGCUGAGGUCGCUGGGAGGUGGAGGCAGGACAUCAGAGAGCCAUGGCAGCGAGGAGGAGGAGGAGGAAGGAGGUGAGAAGAAAGCCGCAAACGCAGAAGCAGCAGGUGACGAGAAAGGUGAGAAUCAAGUGACCGUGGAAAAUGUUGGAGGUGGCGAUGCAAACAGCGUACAGGAAGAAGGCAUUCCCAAGUGA
Molecule: messenger RNA, 3267 nt
Organism: Closterium sp. Yama58-4
Lineage: Eukaryota; Viridiplantae; Streptophyta; Zygnematophyceae; Desmidiales; Closteriaceae
Source: the annotation of a GenBank genome assembly